AUGGGAAAAUUUGUGAUCAAGCAGGCAAAGAACGAGCAGUUCUAUUUUAACCUGAAAGCAGACAAUGGGCAGACGAUCCUGUCCAGCGAAAUGUAUACCACCAAGGCGCCUGCCAGAAUGAAUGCCCCCAAACAGGAGCGCUACGAAAGGAAGACCGCUACGAAUGGCAAGCCAUACUUCAACCUGAAGGCCGGUAAUGGCCAGGUGAUCGGUACCAGCGAAAUGUAUGAAAAUGAAGCCGGGAGGGAUAAUGGCGUGGCGUCUGUAAUGAAGAAUGCACCUGAUGCAGCCAUUAUAGAAGAGUAA
Messenger RNA from Ostertagia ostertagi, 306 nucleotides. The record is from the annotation of a GenBank genome assembly. Lineage: Eukaryota; Metazoa; Nematoda; Chromadorea; Rhabditida; Trichostrongylidae.